GUAUACUGUUACCAUUUACGGUAUUUGGUAAUGCUAUACAGAGAAUCAUAGUUGUCAGUUGUUGACAUCGCCCCUAUAUAGUUAAUCCUAAUAAAACUUUGGCUUCAUGUCUUUUUGGCAUAAACGAUUAAUUAGAUUAUCAUGGAAUAUGUGCUCCCAAUACCUUCGGCAUAUAACAAUAUUGACGUUUACUUUUAAACCCAUAUUAUAAGCUUGUUGUAUUUACUAAGCACUGGCUUAUAUUCAAGGUCACUGACAAGUCAACGAUGCCUAGCAAUUCAAAUGUGCUACCUCAACGACGCCUUCGCUUGCUUGCCCUUGAUGGAGGUGGAGUUAGAGGCCUCGUUAGCCUGCUCAUAUUGCAGAGAUUGAUGUACCUUAUCAAUCCUAAAGAACCACCGAAACCCUGUGAUGUUUUUGAUAUGAUCGUUGGGACAAGUACCGGCGGUCUUAUCGCAAUAAUGUUAGGGAGGCUUAGGAUGGACGUGUCGUCAUGCAUUGAGGCAUACAUUGAUAUGUCUAAGGAUGUCUUCAGGAUCUCAUUAUGGACGAAGAUCCUAGGCCGUACCUUCUUCAAUAUUAUUGGCAGGGCAACGUUUGAUCACAAAGUACUUGAAGACAAGAUCCGUGGUAUAGUACGAGACCGUCUUAGGGACGCAGAUGCAGCCCUGCUCGAGGAGGACCCUGAGUGCAAGAUGUUUGUCUGUGCCAGCAUGUUGAACACAGACACCCGACGACUACGGAACUAUCAUUCUAAUAUCGAGGAGGCUUCCAACUGCCGCAUCUGGGAAGCAGCACGGGCAACAUCAGCAGCGCCUACUUUCUUUGACCCCAUCACCUUCAGCAACGGUUGCACAUUUCGUGAUGGCGCGCUUAGGAGUAAUAAUCCGAUAUUCGAGCUUAUCGACGAAGUUCAGACAGCAUUUCCGGAUCCAGAGGUAUCCUGCAUAGUUAGCAUAGGGACGGGAAUACCGGACCCUAUAGCCUUAAGAAAUAGCCUUAUGUCAGUAGCCAAGGCCUACGUGAAGAUUACGACAGAUGCAGAAUCCGUGGCUAGAUCAUUUAAGAAGAUAUGUCUCUCGCCUAAUGCUAGAUUUCAGGACAAGUACUUCCGUUAUAGCCCUACGGGCAUAGGGGACGUGAGGCUCGAUGAGUGGGAGAAGGUGGAUGUCAUGAUAAGUAGUACCGAAUCCUAUCUACAAGAUAUGGCCGAAACCCUCGGGAUUUGUGCGACGCGCCUCAGAUAA
Messenger RNA from Daldinia loculata, 1247 nucleotides. RefSeq names its product FabD/lysophospholipase-like protein. The transcript has 4 exons. Bases 267 to 1247 code for a protein of 326 amino acids. NCBI's taxonomy places the organism in Eukaryota, Fungi, Ascomycota, Sordariomycetes, Xylariales, Hypoxylaceae. Gene Ontology annotation, biological process: arachidonate metabolic process. Gene Ontology annotation, cellular component: membrane. The record is from RefSeq and is a predicted model, not a curated record.